Messenger RNA from Branchiostoma belcheri (Belcher's lancelet), 1023 nucleotides. RefSeq names its product SLIT and NTRK-like protein 4. Gene Ontology annotation, molecular function: protein binding. The coding region runs from base 1 to 1023 and encodes 340 amino acids. NCBI's taxonomy places the organism in Eukaryota, Metazoa, Chordata, Leptocardii, Amphioxiformes, Branchiostomatidae. The record is from RefSeq and is a predicted model, not a curated record. The transcript has 3 exons. Gene Ontology annotation, cellular component: extracellular matrix.
AUGAAGAGGUUGUUGGUUCUUCUGCUGAUCCUCCUGAAGGAAACUGAUCCGGUCGCAGCCCGAAGCUGCGGUAACAUCUGUUCAUGGUCAUUAUGUGCAUGGAACUGUUUCAGUUGUGCAUGUUGUGACUGCAGCAGGAGAGGCCUCACCAGUGUUCCUCAGGACCUGAUGACAAACAUCACUCACCUGUACCUGAGUCACAACUCCAUCACAACCUUAAGUCAGUCAGACUUCUCCAGGUACAGCAGCCUGGCAGAGUUACACCUUGAUCACAACCAGAUCUCCGUAAUCAACAGCGGAGCGUUCUACAUCAUGUCCACGGUAACCUACCUGACCCUUAACAAUAACCAGUUAACCAGUCUCCGAUCUGGCAUGUUUGUGGGACUUGAGAGCCUGUGGUUCUUGACCCUUAGCAAUAACCACAUCAACAGCAUAUCAGCUGGGGCAUUGGAAAAUUUGCGAGCGCUCCAAUACAUAGGCCUAUCUCACAACAACAUCAGCACUAUCCCCGUUGAGGCCCUAUCGACUGCAAAUACGUCGCAUGCAAUGUCAACGCUUUUACUGAACAACAACCAAAUGGAGACCCUCCCGUCCGCCGCAUAUGACCUCCUGUCCUCUUUCUCGAAUGUGAACAUCAACAACAACCCCUGGCCGUGUGACUGCAGGAUGCUUCCCUUUAAGCAAAGGAUGAACGGGUCUCUGAGUUUUGAACAGCGAAUCACCUGUGCCGGACCUGAACACCUUGCAGGGAACUUACUGUUAGCUGUAGAUCCCGAAGAUCUGAUCUGUGCAGAGACCAGCAGUAUUUCUUCCAGUAUCGGUUCCACUGGGAGUACUAGUACUGCCAUUUGCCUUCCGACCUGGUGCUUAAAGAAAAGAGUCAAAACGAGCCCUGCCCCUGUCCCGGACCCCAGUGAUGUUUCCCGCAACCCAAACGGCGCCGCUGCCGGACCGACCAGCGGCCGUACAGAUCAGGGCGCGUCACAAGUAACCGAUUUAGAGCAGGACAUACUGAUGGCGUAG